Messenger RNA from Cheilinus undulatus (humphead wrasse), 3057 nucleotides. RefSeq names its product glutamate receptor, ionotropic, AMPA 1a (gene gria1a). Lineage: Eukaryota; Metazoa; Chordata; Actinopteri; Labriformes; Labridae. The record is from RefSeq and is a predicted model, not a curated record. The coding region runs from base 171 to 2900 and encodes 909 amino acids. Gene Ontology annotation, molecular function: transmitter-gated monoatomic ion channel activity involved in regulation of postsynaptic membrane potential; AMPA glutamate receptor activity. Gene Ontology annotation, cellular component: plasma membrane; AMPA glutamate receptor complex; postsynaptic membrane. Gene Ontology annotation, biological process: modulation of chemical synaptic transmission; synaptic transmission, glutamatergic. The transcript is spliced from 16 exons.
GAUAGGUACCUCCUCUCGCCAUUGCGAUCGGUGUCUCGCUGCUGUACCGAUGCUGGUGUGAAAGCUGCUCAAACAGGAGGCGACAGAGGAGCGGGGAAUUUAACUUCACUCACGGACAAACCUAUGCGUGGAUUUCGGCUCUUUUUCCCUUCGCCAAUGCAAAAGGAAAUAUGCAGCGAAGCUUCACCAUCCUCUACACCAGUUUACUGGGGAUGUGCUUGGGUUCAAGCUCAAGUUUUCCAAGUAACAUCAAUAUAGGAGGAUUGUUCCCAACUGAAUCGCACGAAUAUGAGGUUUUUCGUUUCGCCCUCUCACACCACCAGGACAUCCCCAAACUGGUGCCGCAGGUGGAUAUGGUCAAAAUGGGGAACAGCUUCUCCAUGACAUAUGCCUUUUGCUCCCAGUUCUCCAAAGGCGUCUAUGCCAUCAUCGGCCUGUAUGACAGGAAGACGGUCAACAUGCUUAUGUCCUUCUGUGGAGCGCUGCAUGUCUGCUUCGUCACGCCGUCUUUCCCCAUUGAGACGGCAAACCAGUUUGUCAUCCAGCUGAGGCCUGAGCUGCAGGACGCUCUGGUGGGAGUGAUAGAACACUACGGAUGGACCAAGUUUGUCUACAUGUACAGUUCUGACUCAGGCCUGUCAGUGCUGCAGAAGGUUCUGGAUACAGCAGCAGAGAAGAACUGGCAGGUGACCUCAGUCAAUGUGGAGACUAUGACAGAGGCCUCCUUCUUGAAAGUGUUCCAGGAUCUUGACAAGAGAAAGGAGGGACAGAUUAUCAUCGACUGUGAGACCGAGAGGCUCACCGGCAUCCUGAAAAAGAUUGUUGAACACGGCAAGAAUGCAAAGAGCUACCACUACAUCCUGGCUAACCUGGGUUUCCUGGAUAUUGACCUGACAGACCUGAGAAAAGGAGGGGCCAACAUCACAGGUUUCCAGCUCGUCAACAACUCAGAGCCAAGCGUCAGCCGUGUCGUCCAGCAGUGGCUCGAGUUUGACAACAAAGACUCCAAAGUGCCCAAAACUGGACUCAAGUACACUGGCGCCCUAACAUAUGAUGGGGUGAAAGUCAUGUCAACAGCCUUCCAGAACCUGCGGAGACAGAGGAUAGACAUAUCUCGCAGGGGUAAUGCUGGAGAAUGUCUUGCCAACCCACCAGCUCCCUGGGGACAGGGCAUCGACAUCCAGAGAGCCCUGCAGCAGGUCCGUAUAGAUGGAUUGACUGGCCACAUUCAGUUCAAUGAGAAAGGCCGCAGAACAAACUACACUGUUAGCGUCAUGGAACUGGCCCCAUCUGGACCCAAGAAGGUCGGGUACUGGAAUGAAGAUGAGAAGUACGUGCCCACGGCCAGCUUCAUGAGAGGCAGCAAUGAGACCUACGGCCUUCAGAACAGGACUUACAUCGUCACCACUAUCCUGGAGUCUCCAUAUGUGAUGCUGAAGAAGAACCACGAGCAGCUUGCGGGAAACGAUAAGUACGAAGGUUACAUUGUGGAGCUGGCUGCAGAGAUCGCCAAACACGUGGGCUACCAGUACAAACUGAAGAUAGUGGCAGAUGGGAAAUAUGGAGCCAGAGAUCCUGACACCAAGAUGUGGAACGGCAUGGUGGGAGAGCUGGUUUAUGGGAAAGCAGAUGUGGCUGUUGCUCCUCUGACCAUCACUCUGGUCCGUGAAGAAGUAAUCGACUUCUCCAAGCCCUUCAUGUCCCUGGGUAUCUCCAUCAUGAUCAAGAAACCAACAAAAUCCAAACCUGGCGUCUUUUCUUUCCUGGAUCCGCUGGCUUACGAGAUCUGGAUGUGCAUUGUGUUCGCCUACAUCGGCGUCAGUGUCGUCCUGUUCCUCGUCAGCCGCUUCAGCCCAUACGAGUGGCACGCCGAGGACUAUGAGGAGGGAGGCGAGCCGCAAACACCGACUCAAGCUGCAGCUUCUAACGGGGUGCAGCAGGGCCAGACUCAGACGCAGCAGAACCCCAACCAGCAGAGUCCGGAACAGACCAAUGAGUUUGGCAUCUUCAACUCCCUUUGGUUCUCACUGGGGGCCUUCAUGCAGCAGGGCUGUGACAUCUCACCACGCUCUCUGUCCGGCCGAAUCGUCGGAGGUGUGUGGUGGUUCUUCACCCUCAUCAUCAUCUCAUCCUACACUGCCAACCUGGCUGCCUUCCUGACAGUGGAGAGGAUGGUGUCUCCUAUAGAGAGCGCUGAGGAUCUCGCCAAGCAGACCGAGAUCGCCUAUGGGACGCUGGACGCCGGCUCCACCAAAGAAUUCUUCAGGAGGUCUAAGAUCGCCGUGUUUGAGAAGAUGUGGUCCUACAUGAAAGCAGCUGACCCGUCUGUGUUUGUGAAGACCACUGACGAGGGCGUGAUGAGAGUCAGGAAGUCUAAAGGGAAGUACGCUUACCUGCUGGAGUCCACCAUGAAUGAGUACAUAGAGCAGAGGAAACCCUGCGACACCAUGAAGGUGGGAGGAAACCUGGACUCUAAAGGUUAUGGCAUUGCAACACCCAAGGGCUCCCCCCUCAGAAACCCAGUAAACCUGGCAGUGUUAAAACUGAACGAACAGGGCCUCUUGGACAAAUUGAAAAACAAGUGGUGGUACGACAAGGGAGAGUGCGGCAGCGGGGGCGGGGACUCCAAGGACAAGACGAGCGCUCUGAGCCUCAGCAAUGUGGCGGGAGUCUUCUACAUCCUGAUUGGCGGCCUGGGCCUGGCCAUGCUGGUGGCACUGGUGGAGUUCUGCUACAAGUCCCGGACCGAGUCGCGCCGAAUGAAGGUGUCCAGUGCGCGAGCUGCUGCAGCCUCAGCCGCUCAGGCCUUUCACUGCUCAGCCUUAGACAGUGGUGCUAGCGCCCCCUACACAGAGCUGCAGAGCUACGGCCUGUACGCCAACAACACUGUUAAGAUAUAAGGGCAGAGCACAGCCAUGGGCAAUCCAUCAACGACGCCAUGCACUGCUCCACCCUGACCCGGAUGAGCGGCAACGGGAACGGCGGAGAGAACGGACGAAUCCUCACCCACGACUUCCCAAAGACUGUUCAGACGCUGCCCUGCAUGAGCCACACCGC